Messenger RNA from Selaginella moellendorffii, 1240 nucleotides. RefSeq names its product protein arginine N-methyltransferase PRMT10. Gene Ontology annotation, molecular function: protein-arginine N-methyltransferase activity. The record is from RefSeq and is a predicted model, not a curated record. The transcript has 7 exons. Bases 39 to 1139 code for a protein of 366 amino acids. Gene Ontology annotation, biological process: peptidyl-arginine methylation. Gene Ontology annotation, cellular component: nucleus. NCBI's taxonomy places the organism in Eukaryota, Viridiplantae, Streptophyta, Lycopodiopsida, Selaginellales, Selaginellaceae.
UGUCUUCUAGGGUUUUACAGGCAGCGGUGGCGGUGAGGAUGGAGAGCGUGAGAGGCGGCGCGCCCGUCGACAAGGCUGUGGAUUUCGCGAAUUACUUCUGCACCUACUCGUAUCUCUAUCACCAGAAGGAUAUGCUGUCGGAUCGGGUGAGAAUGGAUGCCUAUCACUCGGCCGUGUUUAAGAACAAGCGCCAUUUCCAGGGAAAGACUGUCUUGGACGUGGGGACUGGGAGUGGGAUUUUGGCGAUUUGGUCGGCGCAAGCCGGUGCUAAGAAGGUGUACGCGGUGGAAGCUACAAACAUGGCUCGCCACGCGCGGAGCUUGGCGAGCGCGAAUGGAGUGAGCCACAUUGUGGAAGUGAUCGAGGGGUCGAUUGAGGAUGUUUCCAUUCCCGAGAAAGUCGAUGUGAUCAUCUCCGAGUGGAUGGGCUACUUCCUUGUUCGUGAAUCUAUGUUUGAUUCGGUGAUUUAUGCGCGUGAUCGUUGGCUCAAACCAUCUGGAUUGAUGUAUCCCAGCCAUGCUCGUAUGUGGUUUGCUCCCAUAAAGACCAAACUCGUAGAGCAAAAGAAUCAAGAGUAUCAGAAAUCACUGGCGGAUUGGAGCUACUUUUCUCAAGAGCUAAACGAGGCGUAUGGUGUUGAUAUGAGCACCCUGACAAUGCCAUAUCACGAGGAGCAAAAAAAAUACUACUUACAGACGUCCUUAUGGUCGAACUUAUAUCCGGGUCAAGUGAUUGGCGACCCGGUUGUUGUUAAAGAGAUCGAUUGCUCCAAUGCAACGCUCCAGGACAUUGCUGCUGUGAAGUCGCGAUUUUCGUUUACACUUUCUGGAAGCGAUAGGCUCUGUGGAUUUGCCGGCUGGUUUGACGUUCACUUUCGGGGGAAUGCGUCGAAUCCAGCGGACAAGGAAGUCGAGUUGACAACCUCUCCAAGUGACACUGACACAACACACUGGGGCCAACAGGUUUUCCUUCUCCAGCCUCCACUCGUGAUCGAAGACGGCGAUGUAGUCCAAGGCUCGAUCGAGAUCACACGCUCCAAAGACAAUCACCGGCUCAUGGAUGUCAAGAUCACUCACGAGCUUCGCUCGUCGGGAGAACAGUUUUAUCCGGCAACGGUUUGCAACUUCUUUAUCGAGUGAAAACUAAGAUUUUCCUGAUUCUUUCAAGCAAAACUAUAGACAUUGACACUCACGAAAGGGUACCACCUCUUCAUGACUUAAUAUUAACUAUUCCUUUUUCA